Harpia harpyja (harpy eagle) is the source of this 3733-nucleotide messenger RNA. RefSeq names its product melanocortin 5 receptor (gene MC5R). Gene Ontology annotation, cellular component: membrane. Lineage: Eukaryota; Metazoa; Chordata; Aves; Accipitriformes; Accipitridae. The record is from RefSeq and is a predicted model, not a curated record. Bases 352 to 1329 code for a protein of 325 amino acids. Gene Ontology annotation, molecular function: melanocortin receptor activity. The transcript has 2 exons. Gene Ontology annotation, biological process: G protein-coupled receptor signaling pathway.
AGGGGAGGAGGAGCCACAGUUUGAGUACUGAAGUCAUAAUUGCUUGGAGGCUAUAAAAAGGCAGUUGCACAGUAAGUAAUUUAUACGUGGUCAGCCUUGACUCUAUGGAUUUACUCAUUCCUUUUCCUCUAUUUUUGUCAUCUAUUCCUACCAAGGAGUCCCCAGCCCAGAUGUCGGCUGAGGAGGGGGACUGAAACUUCUUCUCUCUGGAGGAAAGGUUGCAGGCAAUGAAGAGGAAGAGCAGCUGAAGGAGCAACUCUGGUAAAUAGGGUCUUUUGCCUUUUGGAAAAUGCAUUUACCGCACUCCUUGGCAAGUCCCUCAGAAAGAACAGAACGUGUUUGCUUCCAGAGAUGAACACGUCUUCUCAACUGUAUGUUUCUGAACUAAACCUGAGUGCCUUGGGUAGCAACUUUACUGUGCCUACUGUCAAGAGCAAGUCAUCGCCAUGUGAGCAAGUGGUCAUUGCAGCUGAGGUGUUCCUAACUCUGGGCAUUGUAAGCCUCCUUGAAAAUAUCUUAGUUAUAUGUGCAAUAGUUAAGAACAAGAACUUGCAUUCACCCAUGUAUUUUUUUGUUUGCAGUUUAGCAGUGGCUGACAUGCUGGUUAGUGUGUCUAACGCUUGGGAGACCAUAACGAUAUACUUAAUAAACAAUAGACACAUUAUUAUGGAAGAUGCCUUUGUCCGUCAUAUAGACAAUGUCUUUGAUUCAAUGAUCUGCAUAUCUGUGGUGGCUUCCAUGUGCAGUUUGCUGGCUAUAGCAGUAGACAGGUAUAUCACUAUCUUUUAUGCCCUGCGUUAUCACAACAUCAUGACAAUGAAAAGAUCAGGGCUUAUUAUUGCAUGCAUCUGGACCUUUUGCACGGGUUGUGGCAUUAUCUUCAUUCUUUACUAUGAAUCAACUUACGUGAUCAUUUGUCUCAUCACUAUGUUUUUUACCAUGUUGUUCCUCAUGGUCUCACUGUACAUCCAUAUGUUCCUCCUGGCUCGUACUCAUGUGAAGAAAAUAGCUGCUUUGCCUGGGUACAACUCUGUCCGUCAAAGAACCAGCAUGAAAGGAGCCAUCACUCUGACUAUGCUUCUUGGCAUCUUCAUUGUUUGCUGGGCUCCAUUCUUCCUUCAUCUCAUCCUGAUGAUCUCCUGCCCUCAAAACCUCUACUGUGUUUGCUUCAUGUCUCACUUCAACAUGUACCUCAUUCUCAUCAUGUGCAACUCAGUGAUUGAUCCCUUGAUCUAUGCCUUUCGUAGCCAGGAAAUGAGGAAGACCUUCAAAGACAUAAUUUGUUGCUAUAGCCUGAGAAUGAUCUGUGGGUUAUCAAACAAGUAUUAAGAAAACAAAACCAAACCAGGAAAGAGAAUGGAAAUGCAACAUCUUGCCGCAUCUUGUAAUUCUGCUGAAAUGCCUACGGAACAUCUUUCGCCAUUCAGCUGUCAUGAUUUCUGCGGCAAUCAGAAACCAUUUUUUAAUAUGUGAUUUUACCCUUCUUUCCCUCCACACACACCUCUCACACUAGUGGUAGGAGCUACUCAGUGCAUCUGUAUUACUGGGAGAAAGAGUAUUUUGAAUCUCAUUUACCCUACUGAAGUCUGGAUCUGAUAAGAGGAUUAUACAGGGAAAGCCUUAUUUUUCUUUCUGCUAAAUGCAACGAGUAUGAUCUGCCAUGCAAAUGAGCCCAUCAGCCUCUCACUGUGUGUUUCUCUUGAUAUUCUUUGUCUCUCUAGAUACAGCAUGGCUUAUUUUGAUGCCCAGAAUUAACAGAUUUUUUGCUAUUUCCCUCUGAAGACAUAAAAUCAGAGAAGUAGCUCCAAUUAUCAGGGUUCACAUAGCUUGCUCAACAGUUAGGACCAAUAUGUAUGCACGUAUCAGUAGUCUUGUAUUCCAGUCAUGACCAUUACUGCCAUAAAAUAUGUGUUAUGUAAGAGGACGGUGUUACCAUGAGGUUUUCCCGGUUGGAUACAGUACUUUGUCAUAUCUGACUUUAUGUGUUCUUAUCCCUGUGGGGUAAGAUGUACCUUAGGUGGAUUUUAAGGCUGAAUAUGAAGACCGAUCUGAUUCUCAUUUGUCUGUUUUCUUUAUUUGCCAGGGCUAGGGAAGUAAAAGGUACAUGGCCUCUAGACAGUCAUGUAAUGGUUUGUGGAGACAGAAGGACUGGGUGAGUGGCUGCCUUUAUGUAGACAUUAGAAAAGUGUUUUAGUUAGGAGUAGCUUUUUUUACUGGAGGAAGUUGUACUGUAGAUUUCAUCUUUCAAGCUGGGAGAGACAAAACAAGUUUGAUGAUCAGAAGGCAUAGCAGGCAAUGGCAAAACAGGGAUUUCAAAACCUCAGGCACAUGUAGCUAUAACAGAGAAUCCUGACUUUUGCUCCCCAGACAAAGAGGUUUUGUCUUUGUUGAGAGGAUUCUAAGGUGAAACCCUCAUGCCUUUUAUGUAAUUUGCAUCUAGUCAUGCUCUCAUAAACAGGUUGUUCUGCAACAGCUGUGUAACAUGCAAAAUAUUGGAUUUAUCGCAGAUGAAGGAAGUGCAACUGUGGCAUUGAUUUCUUGAUGCCAAUGGAUGGUACAUAUCUUGCACUGAGAUAUAAGCUAUGAAAAUAUUUCAAGCAGUGGUACCCUCCUGACUAGAUAUCAGAAAAUAUCUUGGAAAAGUGAAUUAUUUCUUCUGAAAAGCUGAAAUAAUAACACUUGUUAUACUUGGUUUAGGGAUGCUCUAAAACUGUUGUUGUCAAUAGAAGUACUAUGAUUGAUUCAGUGGGCCUUAGGUUAAACCUUCAGGGUGGAAGUUCUGAUCAGGUGUUAGGAAAAUUUUUUUACCGUAAGUGUGGUCAAACAUGGGAACAGGUGCCCAGUUGUGAAGUCUCCAUCCUUGGAGAUAUUCAGAACUUGACUGGCCAUAGCCCUGAACAAUCUGCUCUAAGUUGAAAGCUGACUCUAACUUUGAAGUUGGCCCUGCUUUGAAUGAGUAGGAAUAGAUGACCUCCACAGGUCCCUUCCAAACCAAGUUAUUCUGUGAUUCUGUGGAACAGUUUGCAUAUUAUGAUAAAAUUAUCAUUUUUUUUCCCCCUCCUAAUUUAAUCUCUUGUGUAAGAAGAAUCGUAAACAAUUCUCCUCCACGCAUUUAGAAAGAUAGCAUACUUUGUGUCUUCAUUUGCUUUGGAGGUCUCUGGCAGGAUAAGUAGGGUGCAUCUUUAGCACCAGAGUUAUACCUUUUGUCUGCUGCACCUUAAAAUAUAUACUGCCUUCAGCUCGCACAUAUCUCCCUCUGACAUGAGUGGGAAUGCUAUUCUCAGUGGAGACACCUUAUUAUGCUGACUGUAAAUAUAAUUAUUAUAUCAGUGCACUAGGUACUGGAAUCUUCCUUCGGCUAUAUCUGAAAAUGGGAUUUCAGAGGUAUGCUUGUGGUCGGUAGUGAGAAUCAUGCCUUGUUUCAGUCCACCUCUUAACCCCAUCCAUAAAUGACACCUAAGAGUGGGCUCUUGCUACUCUGAAUGUAAAUAGCAAAAGGAGACAGUUCAAUUGCAUAGUGAAAGGCACCAGCUGAUGUAAAUAAAUCAUUACAUCUUCACUGGGUGUUGCAAAUGAGACAGUCUUGUACAUAAUUGUAAAUGAACAAAGAGAAAUCCAAAACUGUAAUAGCUUUGGGUAUUUUCUUGAAUUGUACAUUACUUUUUUGUUGGAAGUUUAUUUGAUGUAUAAAACACAGACAUAUGAAGAAACUAUUAAACUGGAUUGCUGUAAA